Molecule: messenger RNA, 3830 nt
Organism: Epinephelus fuscoguttatus (brown-marbled grouper)
Lineage: Eukaryota; Metazoa; Chordata; Actinopteri; Perciformes; Serranidae
Gene: gpr161b
Product: G protein-coupled receptor 161a
Biological process (GO): G protein-coupled receptor signaling pathway
Cellular component (GO): membrane; recycling endosome
Molecular function (GO): G protein-coupled receptor activity
Source: RefSeq, a predicted model, not a curated record
ACUUCAGCUCCAAGGUGGAGUUUUGCUCAUCUGUCAUGAUGUAUGACAGUCCUUAUGUAGCUGCCUCUGUAAAGUUUAAUGUCAGAUUUUACUUAUUGAUAGCACCAUCACAACGCUACAUGGGUUACCCCAAAAUAAUAGUGUUUACAUUGUUUAAGUCACUUUAUGUUUUAGAGCAUGGAUAUCAUUGUUUGCUUUGUUCAGCUGUUCAGUUAUAGGUCAAAAUAAUCUGUUUACAUUCUACUUUUAAUGUGAUAAGGGCCAAGAUUACAACGUGUGUGAGUUUUACAGUGGAAAUGUGUUUGACAUGUGUUACUGACAAGGAAAAGAUUACUGAGCUUUUCCUCUACUUGCAUAAUGUUGUCGUGACUUCUCCACGAUCUCCACCAGCAUUGAAAAUUUGAAGGAGAAAAUGCGGUUGGUCCUAGCUGACUCCUUGCAGUCUCUACAUGGCAUUAACACAGCCACUGUAACUCCAACAUGAAGUUACAUUUUUAAGGAAAUGCCCAUUGGUCACUAUGCCUAAGCCCAGUAAAUGCACAAGUAUAAAUCCAGCUUUACAGCCCAAAUCCUUGUUUACAUCACACGAGAUUCCAAUUGCAUGGCAUGGGCACCUGAACCAAUGAAAGAAAAGAGAGAAAAAAAAACUGGUGAAACCUACCUGUCUGAUUUUUUUCUUAUUUAUAUUGCCUUAUGUGGUGAUAAGAGUGAUGACAUGUUAUAGUCUUAAAGCAAAAGAAAAUUGUGUUGUCAGAUUAAUCCAGUUAAGAGGAUUUUAUAUCCUUUUUAAGUCUGAAUGUAUACAAAUGUGCCUUUGACAUCAUGCUCUUCACUUUUAUAAUACUACUUAUGAGUUUUUGUAUUGUUCAGUUUACAUCAGAAUACAUCUAAAACUGUAUUGCUUGCAUUCAGAAUAUAAAAUAUGUUUUAAAGGGCAGAAUCCCACAAUAUAUCACAAUCUGGCACCCUCUCAAAUCACACCUUGCACAAAGUACACUUCCUGAGUUGUAACCACUCUUCUACAAUAGUAUGAGUUAUGGAGUGAGACAAGGGUAAUGGAUAAGGGAAUAGAAGGAGUUAAGCAAGUUCUGUAUUUAGACUUAGUUUCCCUGUUGUUAAUUUUUAUUAUUUUUCCCUCCUGUAUUUACUUUAUGUGCAUUUAAUCCACAUGUUUUGUCCUGUUUACAUGUUCAUGCUCAUGUUUUCCUGCAUCUGUGAGCUUAUUAUUCUUAUGUUAUUUUCUGUAAAAUUAAAUGAGGGCUGGCAUUGCAACAUGAUAUAUGUAAUAUCAUCUUUUGCUCGAUAAAAAAUACCUGGGAAAGAAUAUAAUAAUUGCCUGCCUCCUGUGGAGCUCAGCCCAGCGGUUGUGAUAUUCAGGCAGAGUGCGCCCUCUGGUGGAAGAGUCGGUAACGUCCCGCCUCUCUGAUUGGAUAACGUAAGAUAACGUGAUGACGUUUUGUUGUUGUGCGGGAAGCUUUGAUCCAUGUGGGUGGUCCAGCCGGAUAAAUACGAUGCUACGUAGCGCUUCAUUCAUAAACACCGCCAGCCUGUUGCUGAAGAGAUACACAUGCGUACACUGAUUGUUGUACACAUGAAUGCAAACGUCUCCACUGACUACAUGUUGCAUCUGGAGCUGAAUAAAUGUACUGUUAAUGUUUUCAGCAGUGUAAUUAUGAGUAAAACGUACGUACAUUGUCACAACAAGCUACUCACCAUGGAGAAAUAACGCUAACUGCGACAUGAACACAAGGCGAUUCCCACCCCGGGGACCACCCACACACUGCAGGAGUCUGCGAGGAGAGGGAGUUGAAGCUGAGGUGGGAGGAGGACGCCAUUGCAGCCGCAGCUGGCCGUCUGAGAGACAAACGUUAUCAAACUUCACAAUGUCGGGGGGCUUUUGAGACACUUAAUUCAGAUUCAGCCCCCUGUUACUGGGUUAUAGUGUGGACACGGACGAGUAGGAUGGACGGUUGGCCUUUGACGGGGGGAAAAUGUGGAGCCACAGCGCCGAGCCGAAGCAGUCUCCAACCAUUCCUUCACCUGUCUGGUGGCCCAGCCUCUCACCAUGAACAUCAGUAGGAACUGCACCACAGCGGGGAAUGGUGAGGGCCUGGCCGCCCUGGAGUCGGUCUCCAUUGUGACCAUCACGCUCCUCGCCUGCCUUGGAAACCUCCUGAUAGUGGUGACCCUGUAUCGCAGGCCUUACCUGCUCACGCCCAGCAACAAGUUUGUGUUCAGCCUGACCCUGUCCAACCUGCUGCUGUCCGUGCUGGUGUUGCCGUUUGUGGCCGUGAGCUCGGCAAAGAGGGAAUGGGUGUUUGGGGUGGUGUGGUGUAACUUCACUGCCCUGCUCUACCUGCUCAUCAGCUCUGCCAGCAUGCUCACCCUUGGUGCUAUUGCCAUUGACAGGUACUACGCAGUGCUUUACCCAAUGAUCUACCCCAUGAAGAUCACAGGAAACCCGGUGGUUGUCAUCGCCUAUGUGUGGCUGCACUCCCUGGUGGGCAGUCUGCCUCCUCUUUUCGGCUGGUCCUCCUUUGAGUUUGACUGCUUCAAGUGGACCUGUGUUGCAUCUUGGCACAGAGAGCCGAGCUACACCGCCUUCUGGGUCACCUGGUGCAUCCUCCCCCCCUUGUUCAUCAUGCUGGCUUGUUACGGUGUAAUUUUCCGCGUGCGUAUGAAAGCCAGGAAAGUACACUGUGGGACAGUUGUCGUGGCCCAGGAUGACUCCACUGGAGCUCAGAGGAAUGGACGCAAAAACUCAAGCACCUCGACUUCCUCUAAUGGUAGCCGGCGGAGCCUGGUGUACGCAGGGAGCCAGUGCAAGGCCUUUGUAACCAUCUUAGUGGUGAUCGGCACCUUCCUCAUGACCUGGGGGCCGUAUGUUGGGGUGGUGUGCACGGAGGCUUUGUGGGGACAAGGGAGUGUGUCUCAGGGACUGGAGACUUUGGUAGCAUGGCUGUCUUUCUGCAGCGCGGUGUGUCACCCUCUCAUCUAUGGUCUGUGGAAUAAGACGGUGAGGAAGGAGCUGCUGGGGAUGUGUUUCGGAGAUCGCUACUAUAGAGAGUCGUUUGCCACGCGGCAAAGGACGUCCCGCCUCUUCAGCAUCUCCAACAGAAUCACAGAUUUGGGUAUGUCCCCACACCUGACAGCCAUGCUGGCUGGUGGAGGGCAUCUGCUGGCCCCAGGGAGCAGCACAGGAGAUACUGGCUUCAGUUUCACUCAGGACUCAUGCACAGACGUGAUGUUGCUGGACAACUUCUCCACAGAUGGCUCGUCAUACCCACAGAACCACGGGAAUCUGUCUGGAAAGAGGAGGAGCUCUGUCACCUUUGAAGACCAGGUGGAGCAAGCUAAAGCUGAAAACACCAACACAUCCUCAGUUCAGGUCCAUGCAGAGGUGCACAAAUCUCUCGAUACCUUCGCUUCCUGUCUGGCGAAGGCUAUAGAGAGCGACGCUAAGCUAACCCUGUUUGGGGAGGGUCUGGCUCUGCCAGGGGGACUGUUUACAACCAGGGCAGCACCGAGACCCAGAUACCUGGACGGUCAGAGACUGAGGCUUGAAAGUAUCGAUGAAGGGAUUGUUAAAGAUGACAGAGAUGAUGAAGACGAAGAGCAGGACGUGGAGGAAAAACCGGCCUGAGCACAGCAGGUCUGUUCAUUUGUCGAACAUGUUAAAUAUUCCGUACUCAGUUUAUCAGUGAACUGCAAGGGUCUCACACCCUCAACACCACUAUAUGUGACCAUCCGGAGCGGUCUGUGGUACAGUUCAUGAAGUCUGAUCUCUCUACACGUGGGUACUCCAUACUUGAAAUUAUUAGGAAACAGGA